Symbiodinium sp. CCMP2592 is the source of this 414-nucleotide messenger RNA. The record is from the annotation of a GenBank genome assembly. NCBI's taxonomy places the organism in Eukaryota, Dinophyceae, Suessiales, Symbiodiniaceae.
AUGUCUGUGUCGCGACAGGUCGUGCAUGCCCCUCCAACACCUCCGACAGCCUGCCCUUUACGUCGUGACGCAGGACUGCGGCAUCUCGCAGCGGCAGAUGUCUCCGUGAAAUUCAAGGUGCGGCCUCAUGGAGGAUCAUCAAACAUGUCUGUGUCGCGACAGGCGGCCGUUGCAGAUUCGUGUGACUGUGGCGCCAGUGCCUUGAGGUUGUGGAAGGAGGUCUUCUGCACCUCUGCUGCACCUGGUCCGGCGAGAGAGGAGGGCCACCGGCGGCGUGAUGUGCCCCAGGAGCUGACGUACCAGCUCAUGGCUGGCCCUAACGUCCUUCAGUUGCGAGUGAACGCCUCUGCCGCCGGGGCGGGGCUGGCCCUAGGUGUGCUCCGCUGGCUGUGCGGCGACGUCCCAAGGACAUGA